Molecule: messenger RNA, 2166 nt
Organism: Hemisphaericaspora subhashii
Lineage: Eukaryota; Fungi; Ascomycota; Pichiomycetes; Serinales; Debaryomycetaceae
Gene: YME1
Product: i-AAA protease
Exons: 1
Coding region: 1-2166 (721 amino acids)
Biological process (GO): mitochondrion organization; protein quality control for misfolded or incompletely synthesized proteins
Cellular component (GO): mitochondrial inner membrane
Molecular function (GO): ATP-dependent peptidase activity; ATP hydrolysis activity; metalloendopeptidase activity
Source: RefSeq, a predicted model, not a curated record
AUGCAUACAAUCUCAAGAGUAAUAUCCACUACUGCAAGUAAGAGUAGUAGUAGUGGGUUAGGAGUCACGAGGAAUCCUUCUUUUACUCAAACUUUACGUUGUCUUUCAACAUUAAUUUCAAGACAACCCCAACUUAUCAAUGGCGGUAUUUAUCGCCAUCGGUUCAACAACCAACCACUUUAUAGAUCGACCAACAUACAAGCCAAAAGAUUCGCAUCAAGUUCAUCUACGCUUACGUUACUUCAAUCUCAAGAACAAAUAGCCAAUAAUGAUAUGAAUAAUCCAUCUGCUCAAGCAGAAUUUUAUCGUUCUUUAUUAGCAAAUAAUUAUCCACAUGUUGUUGUUGAAAGAUAUGAAUCUCCAGGUAUAGCUGCCGAUCCAGAAUGUACAAAUUUAUACAUCUCAGCAUUAAAUAAAAUUGGUAAAAAAGGAAAAGCAGAACAAGUUGCCCAUCAGCUUUCUCAACAUCAACAACAAUACCCGCAAGGCUCAGGUGCCUAUUCCGGUAAUCCUGGUAUUGUUGGUGCUGGAGUUGCUGGGGGGGCAGGACAAUCAUUUCCUCAUGGGUUCGGAUCUAGAUAUGAACCAGUACAUGUCAUUGUAAGUGAAUCUCCAUUAACUAUAAUAUCACGUUGGCUUAAAUGGUUAAUCCCAUUAGCUUUAAUUACGUAUGGAGCAACUAAUGCAUUUAAUUAUCUUGUUGAGAAUGGAACUAUUUUCAAAAAUACCGAAGUUCAAGAUAAAUCAAUUGAUGUAUCUCAAUCUACUGUCAGAUUCACCGAUGUUCAAGGAUGUGAUGAAGCCAGGGCAGAAUUGGAAGAAAUUGUGGAAUUCUUGAAAGAUCCUUCAAAAUUUACUGGAUUGGGUGGGAAAUUACCAAAAGGUGUCUUGUUGACUGGUCCUCCAGGUACUGGUAAGACUUUAUUAGCAAGAGCCACUGCUGGUGAAGCAGGUGUUCCAUUCUUUUUUAUGUCUGGUUCUGAAUUUGAUGAAUUAUAUGUUGGUGUAGGUGCCAAAAGAAUUAGAGAAUUAUUUAGUCAAGCUCGUGAAAAAUCUCCAGCAAUCAUUUUUAUUGAUGAAUUGGAUGCAAUUGGAGGAAAACGUAAUCCAAAAGAUCAAGCAUAUGCUAAACAAACAUUAAAUCAAUUAUUAGUUGAAUUAGAUGGUUUCAGUCAAACCGAGGGGAUUAUAAUCAUUGGUGCUACCAAUUUCCCAGAAUCCUUGGAUAAAGCAUUAACAAGACCAGGAAGAUUUGAUAAAGAAGUUAUAGUUGAUUUACCUGAUGUUAGAGGUCGUGUAGAUAUCUUGAAACAUCAUAUGAAAAAUGUCGAAACUGCGGAUGAUGUAGAUCCUUCAAUCAUUGCUCGUGGGACUCCAGGAUUAUCAGGAGCGGAAUUAAUGAAUUUAGUCAAUCAAGCCGCCGUUCAUGCUUCACAACUUUCUGCCCCUGCUGUAGAUAUGAAUCAUUUCGAAUGGGCUAAAGAUAAGAUCCUUAUGGGUGCCGCCAAGAAAAAGAUGGUCAUCACUGAAGAAUCAAGAACUAAUACUGCCUAUCAUGAAGCCGGUCAUGCCAUUAUGGCCAUGUUUUCCAGAGGUGCAACUCCAUUAUAUAAAGCUACAAUCUUACCUAGAGGUCGUGCUCUUGGUGUGACUUUCCAAUUACCAGAAAUGGAUAAAGUAGAUAUGAGUAAAAGUGAAUGCUUUGCCAGAUUGGAUGUAUGUAUGGGAGGAAAAGUUGCAGAAGAAAUGAUUAAUGGGAAAGAAAAUGUUACUUCUGGUUGCGCUUCUGAUUUAGCCAAUGCUACUAGUGUUGCAAGAGCAAUGGUGACUUCAUAUGGUAUGAGUGAUAAGAUUGGUCCAGUUAGAUUGAGUGAUGAUUGGGAAUCUUGGUCUCCACAAAUUAGAAAUUUGGCAGAUAAUGAAGUUCGUGAUUAUUUGGUUGAAAGUGAAGAAAGAGCUAGGAAAUUAUUGUAUGAUAAACGAUUGGAAUUGAAGAGAUUGGCAGAAGGUUUAUUGGAAUAUGAAACUUUAACAAGAGAUGAAAUGGAAAAAAUCGUCAAGGGUGAACCAAUUAAUAAAGAAAAGACUAUAAGUAAUACCGUUAUAAAAUCAAAGAGUAGUGAUCAAAUAAAGGAUAUAUUAAAUGAACCUAUGCCAACUGCUUAG